Messenger RNA from Nematostella vectensis (starlet sea anemone), 1590 nucleotides. RefSeq lists its product as uncharacterized. The transcript is spliced from 10 exons. NCBI's taxonomy places the organism in Eukaryota, Metazoa, Cnidaria, Anthozoa, Actiniaria, Edwardsiidae. Bases 40 to 1023 code for a protein of 327 amino acids. The record is from RefSeq and is a predicted model, not a curated record.
AACUUAACUUCAAAGAUUUUCUGAAUUUAGUCCAAAAUAAUGAGUGGAAAGCGGUCAAGAACUCCUAGUCUUAAAAAUAUGCGUCAGAUCACAGAGAUGCAGAAUGCGGCUAGAGCAGGGAAGUUCAGUGAAGCGGAGAAGAAGAGACUCCAGGCUUUCUUGGGCGAAUUACUGCGUACUGGAUGCUUGAAGGGAUUCAAGUAUUUUGCCCUCUAUCUGAGAGGAAGAGAGGAGUUGAUAUGCCGUGUUCUUAAUGAACCAAUGUCUUCAGAGAUCCUGUCUUACUACACAUCACCAACGUCUGGGAAAAUGAGGAGUGGUUCAUCAAGCUUUACCUUUGAUUCACCUCCAGCUCUGCCUCGCAAUGAUCAAUCGCUUAUCAUGUCUGCCAACACACAAAAAAGCCUUAGUGGAUAUGGGUUUAUGGAUAUCGGCCUGCCACCUGCCAGCCCUAGUGAGCGUGAUAUUGACCUCAAGGAUGACAAAUCUACACUAUUUUUGAUUGCAUGCUAUGCUCGGUACAACUGUCCCUAUGUUUGGGUAAGGUCAAAUCAUGAGCGACUUGUGUGUUUUUCUGCUGAUGAAGAAAUUGCCAAUCAACAAAAAGACAGUCCACUCAAGCUAAGGUCUACUUCAAGCUGGAAAAAGAGAGAUACCAAGCUGUGGGACAUUAUUGCCGAGAUUGUCAAGCUCUGUAUGUACCCUGCUCCACUGAAUCCCUUCACUGUUGACUUCAAAUAUUUUGAGGGGUUGCCCUCAGGGGAGAGACUAAUAGCUACUGGGGCCAUGGCAAGCUUCCUGCAGAAAGUCGUGACAUCUGGGGAGCAUGCAUACAAUGCUAGAGUGCUAGAUGACCUAGGAGAACUAACACGUCGUCAUUUCAAAGAUCUUCAAACCUUUACCAGGCAAAGCCACAGUGCAGGGGCUAAUAGCCAGUCAUACCAAGUGCCACCACAACAGGGAACACUUUACCACCAAUCCGGACCUCUACCCCCUUAUAGUUCACAGUAUCAAACUCAAUAGCUAAAAAAAAUCGUGGACUCAGGCGUUACAGUUAAAGGACUUAUAGUUAGUACUAAUAGCAAUGACAUGUUUUAUAAUUGAAGGUAUUUUCAGGGUACUUUUCAAAGUGCAUUACAGGAGACACUUGCAGUAGCAUGAUGAAAUGAUCUUAACAAUCUAGAAAGGAACCAGAUUACCAAGACCUCCAAGGUUUUAAAUUACCUUGACUUUCAAUGUAGCUUGAAUUUCAAGUAAUUUGUUGUAUAGUUUUUCAAGGGAUUUUGCUUAGUUUGUAUUGCUUAGUCAAGUACUCACACUUACAAAGCAAUUCAUGCCUGGCAUUCGACAUUCGAUUAUAAAUAAUUACUGUGACAUAUGAUUUCGAAAGUGAUAACAAUAUUUAUUAUAAUAGGUGUGCUUUAACAAGGAAAAGUCCUUGUAAAUACCCUCCACCUUUAUAAGCAACCCCCCCCCCCCCUCCCAUGAAAGAAGUCCAACUUAUUUAUGUAUUAUGGAGAUGUGUAAUGGAGAUCAUGCAGUGAAUGGUGUUAAAGAUUAGAUGAUUAGAAAAUAAAAAAACAACAUUUA